Molecule: messenger RNA, 2364 nt
Organism: Lemur catta (Ring-tailed lemur)
Lineage: Eukaryota; Metazoa; Chordata; Mammalia; Primates; Lemuridae
Gene: BIRC7
Product: baculoviral IAP repeat containing 7
Exons: 7
Coding region: 1374-2267 (297 amino acids)
Biological process (GO): regulation of cell cycle; negative regulation of apoptotic process; positive regulation of protein ubiquitination
Cellular component (GO): cytoplasm; nucleus
Molecular function (GO): ubiquitin protein ligase activity; cysteine-type endopeptidase inhibitor activity involved in apoptotic process
Source: RefSeq, a predicted model, not a curated record
GCCAGGCCCAGCAAUCUCCUGGAUUCCCCAGGCUGGAAUCUGGGGCAGAGACGGGACCUCUCCUGUUUCCAGGCAGCAGGGCUGGCAGUGGCUCUGGGCUCUGCAGGACCAUGGGAACAGAGGGCCGUGCCGCCCACCCUGCCCAUCCAGAGGUGCCUUCGGUCGCACCUGGCCCCAGGCAGCCUCUCAGCUCAGCUUCACAGGGCGCAGGGACGGGGCAGGGGGCAGGCAGGAGCCAGGCUCAGCCGCACUGAACAGCCUUCAGGGAGAAGUCAGUCUCCCCACCCAGGCCUGGGCCGGGCACGUCCAGAAAGUCAAUCGGACUAACAGACCCCAGCAAAGGUGCGGCCCAGACGCCUGCACUCGGAAACAGUGACCGUCCUGACUGAGUCCCAUGGCCAGGUGAGUGUCUAGACCAGCCCAACCCAGCAGCUGAGGACUCGCCAUCCCAUGUGCCCCUGCUGGCCUCUUACGACUCUCCCGGUGGCUCUCCUGGCUCAGGUCCCACCAGGAGCCAACACCCACCAUGGGCUCAGCCUGGAGCAAUGACACAUGCCCAGGGGUUUGCCCUGUGGCGGGACAUCAGGGAGUCCCUGGGCUCUGAGAGGCCCCAGCAGGGGUGUCCAGGGCAGUGACCCACAGGAACAUACUUAGUCUCUCCUGGUGCUGACGGGGGUGACCCCCAAUAAGCACUUACACCCCUCAGUUCUAGGGUCUGCUCUGGAGAGCAGACAGUGGGGAGGGGACAGAGGAACGUCAUUGCCAGCUGCCCUCCCUCAGCCCCCUCCCAGACCAGGUGCUGACCACACAGACACGCCUCCUGCCCCCGUGCUGGCCCAGCUGUGCUGACGGCCACAGGCUUUGUCAGCUUGGGCUGGCCACCACCUUGGUCCCCAAAGGAGCCCUGCAAGGGGGUGCUUCCCCCACAACUGUGCUUGUCCAUCCUGACUUGGGCAGCAAUGAUCUGCCAUCAGACAUCAGACACCACCCCUGCCCCCACCCCCAGAUCCCUGGGAGGACGCCUGGGGAGGGCUUUGUGCCAGCUCCAUCCCCCUUGUUCUGAGAGACACUUCCCACCCUGUGGGGGGGAGCGGAACCUGCGGCCCCCACCACUGCCCUUACUGCGGCCCCUGCUGGGCCCGUGACCUGCUGUGGCUGCAGAGCACAUGUGACCUGGCUCGGCCCCUUCCAGAAAGCAGCGGCCGCUGGACACUCCCCCACCCGGGGCAUCUGGUGGCAGACUGUGCCUGCCUCACUGUACCCGGGAGGGCCCAGGGUUCAGGAGCCAGAGCUGGGCCGGCUGGACGUGUUCCGGGACUGGCCAUCCAGGGCCGAUCUCUGCCUCAGACCUGGUUAGAGCUGCUGUUGCCUCCAUGGGGCCCGGAGACAGGGCCAAGGGCUUGUGCUGCGGCCCAGAGCCGAGCCACUGGGCAGCCGGGGACGGCCCCACGCAGGAAAACUGUAGACCCCACUGUCUGUGCGGCCAUGACCCGGGUCUCGGCCCCUGGGGAGCCCGGGACCACGUGGACGGGCAGAUCCUGGGCCAGCUGCACCCCCUGGCCGAGGAGGAAGAGGCGGAGGGGGCCAGGGCCCCCUUGCCGGAGGGGUCUGCCUUCCCCGGCAUGGGCUCUGAGGAGGUGCGGCUGGCCUCCUUCUACGACUGGCCACCGACCGCUGGCGUAGGGCCCGAGCUGCUGGCCGCUGCUGGCUUCUUCUACACGGGCCAGCAGGACAAGGUGAGGUGCUUCUGCUGCUGCGGAGGUCUGCAGAGCUGGAAGCAAGGGGACGACCCCUGGACCGAGCACGCCAAGUGGUUCCCCAGGUGUCCAUUCCUGCUCCGGUCAAAGGGAAGAGACUUUGUGCACAGCGUCCGGGAGGCUUGUCCCCGGCUGCGGGGCUCCUGGGACCCAUGGGAAGAGCCGGAAGACCCCGCCCUCACCAUCCCCCCAGCUCCUGUCCACGGGCAGCCUGAGCAGCUCACGCCCAGAAGAGAGGCCCAGACUGAGGGUGCCCGGGAGCCAGAGGAACCAGCGGAGCCCAGGCCAGGUGUGCGGUGGGCUCCUGAGCCGCGAGGAGCCGGGGCCAUGGAGGAGCAGCUGCGGCAGCUGCAGCAGGAGAGGACCUGCAAGGUGUGUCUGGACCGGGCCGUGUCUGUGGUCUUCGUGCCGUGUGGCCACCUGGCGUGUGCGGAGUGCGCCCCCAGCCUGCAGCUGUGUCCCAUCUGCCGGGCCCCCGUCCACAGCCGCGUGCGCACCUUCCUGUCCUAGGACAGGCGCUGCAGCCAGACCCAGACGGGCCGCUGGGGGCCCCCCUGCCCCUCUCAGCCCGUGCAGACUACGAGGCUCUGCUGAGGACAGAGGAGCU